CCCCGCUCCCAGCUGGCCCCCUCCCCGGGGCCCGCGGCCGGCGAGGGGGGCACGGGCGGCCGGGCAGCGGGCAGGGGAGGAGGGAGGGUGGCGCGGCCGAGAUUGGCGUGAAAAUGAUCAAGGGCCGCGGGCAGCGCCGGAGCGCAGCGCCCGUCUGAUGCCGCCCGCCCGGAGGCCCCGUCGAACAAAGGCGGCAUUGAGGCCGCGGCUGCGCCCCCCCCCCUCCGCUGCCCCCGCGCCCCCCCGAGCUGGCAUCUUGGCGCGACAUUAAUGAACUCGCCUGUUUGCGCUCCCCUGGCCCCUCUCUCCUCCCACCGCCCGGGGGGCACCGUAUAUAUCUGCCUCUCCUCGCCUGCCUCGGGCACUUCGGGGGUCCCCCCUGCCGCCCCCCUCGCCCGCCGGGGAUGGAGCGAGGAGCGAAGAGGACGGGGCCGGCUGUCCCUGCCGUCCGCCCCGGUGCCCACCUGCGGCCCGCGGCGCUCCUGCUUCUCCUGCACCUGCUGCAGCUGGCGGGGGGGGCCCCGCUGGGCCCGGCUCUCUACCCCAUGCCCCCCGGCGUCCUGCAAGCGCUGUCGAGCCGGGGGACGCUGGUGCUGGAGGCAGCACUGAGGAGUGCCCUGCUGGCGCUGGAGGGGGCCCUGGCUGAGCACCAGCGGCAGCGGGGCACCUGCGGGCUCUGUGCCCCCUGCCUCUUCCCACCCUGUGCCAACCUCACCCGCCGCUGCCCACCGCCAGCUGUGCCCCCCGCCGUGCCCCCCAGCUGCCAGGCCCUGCUCGACGCCCAGGCGCUGCCCGAGCUGCCCCAGCGCAACUGGGCGCUGAGCCAGGCGUGUGCCCCCUACCAGCGCCUGUGCCCACCCGAGGGGGCCCAGGGGGCUGCCUGCACCCCGCUCAGCGCCGGGCACUGCCGCCGCCGCCUCCAGGAGUGCCGGCUGGCGGCCGCUGCCCCGGUCCCCGACGCACCGGCGGAGGCAGCGACACCAGGGACCUGCGGGCGCCGAGCAGGCCCCCGCGCCAACGCCACGGCCCCCCGAGGACGCAUCAUGGGCGGCGGCGCGGCGGCACGGGGGGCAUGGCCCUGGCUGGUGUCGGUGCGGCUGCACGGGGAGCUGAUGUGCGGCGGGGUGCUGGUGGGGCACGCCUGGGUCCUCACCGCCGCCCACUGCUUCGCCGGGCACCAGACCGAGCUGGCGUGGACAGUGGUGGUGGGCGACCACGAGCUGAGCAAGCCCGACGCGGGCGAGCGGGCCGUGCCUGUCCGGCGCAUCCUGCCUCACCCCAAGUUCAACCCCAAGACGUUUCACGGGGACCUGGCGCUGCUGGAGCUGGCGGUGCCGCUGGCGCCGUCGCCCGCCGCGAGCCCCGUGUGCCUGCCCAGCGGCCCUGGCGAGCCCGGCCCCGGCACCGCCUGCUACAUCGCCGGCUGGGGCUCCCUCUAUGAAGAGGGGCCGUCGGCCGAGGUGGUGAUGGAAGCGCGGGUGCCGCUGCUCAGCCAGGAGACGUGCCGCGGCGCCCUGGGCAAGGACCUGGUCACCAGCGCCAUGUUCUGCGCCGGGUACUUAUCUGGCGGCAUCGACUCCUGCCAGGGCGACUCGGGGGGCCCGCUGGCGUGCCAGGACCCCUCCUCGCACCGCUUCGUGCUCUACGGCAUCACCUCGUGGGGAGACGGGUGCGGCGAGCGGGGCAAGCCGGGCGUCUACACCCGCGUCGCCGCCUUCACCGACUGGCUCAGCCUCCAGAUGGACCCCUCCCACGCCAGCCGGGAGCCCAGCUGCUUCGACCUGCUGGCGCUGGCCCAGCUGCCCCCCGAGCGGCAGCCCACCGAGCGCGCCCGCCUCUGCGCCUUCUACGCCGGCGCCUGCCCGGCACCACUGGGCCGGGCCGCCUGCGCCGGCCUCGCCGAGGAGACGUGCGGCGCCAGGAGGCGGCGGUGCGAGCUGCACGCCUACGCCCAGACCUUGGUGGAUCUCCUGCGCCGGGCCGGGGACUUCCUCCGAAAUCAGCUCGACUUCUCCUUCCUCACCCGCGCCCUGCCCCAGCUCGUGGGCAGGAUCUACAGGCACCUCUUCCCUGCCCGCGUCCGCAGGGAUGCCCCAGGCCCAGCCGUGGUGGGGGGCCAGCCCAGCCCCACGGCGGAGGGUGCACCAGGACCCCGGACCCCCCUCACCAAGCAGGGGGCCGGGUGGCCGCCCCCCUUCGCCGGGCUCUUCCAGGCUGUGGGGCCCCGGCUGCAGGACUGGGUGGAGGCGCUGAGGGCCAUGGCAGGGGGCAGCCCUCUGGCACCCACCCCAGAUGGGGAGCAGCUGCCUGGGGAGACGUGGCUCUUCCUGCAGGGCGAGGAGGCGGUGGAGGAGCUGGUGGGCCAGGGCAGAGCCUUCCUCACCCAGCUCCGGGCAGAGCUGGGCCUCGGCACCCACCUUGAAGCCACGGAGCCACGACAAGCGCUCGGAGACCCGGCAGGGACCACUGUGCCGAGCCGUGAGCCCCGGGAGGCAGGCAGGUUGGGGACGACGGGCCACUGGGGUUGGCUUUCACUGCCCGGCUUCGUGCUCGGCAACUGCGUCCCUGCUGGGGUUUUCACACCUCUCUCCGUGGCAGGGUCUGCAGCGGGUGGGCGCCCGAGAGAGAAACGCGACCUGGUGCCCACGUUGGCCAGGGUGGAGGAGGAGGAGGCAGGUGAGGGACGAGGCUGCCCCGGCCUCAAUGAGUCGGCGGUGAGGGUCAGCGCGGUGCGAGAGCUGUACGCCUGGGUGCUGCGGGUGCCCGAGCCGGACCUGGCCAUGACCUUCCAGGAGAUCCUGGUGGACUUGGGCUCCAAAAACUCCAAGGGGCUGUACCGGGCGCAGGUGCGAGCCACGGUGGGGGGCCGCCCCACGGCUUUCGCUGGCCUCGUGGGCCUGGAGAGCGACUCGCUGGCCCGCAGCAUGCCCGGACUGGUGGCCUUGGCGCUCGAGGCCUUGAAAACCUAACGGUGCUCGCUGUGCCCUGGGGCACCAUGCCAGCAUGGGGACACGGACUGAGGCAGGGGUCUCUCAUGUCCUCCAAGCCCCACUGCCCCCAGGCUCAGGCAAUUCCACGCUCUUGUUCCACGUCUUGCCUCGGUUUCCCUCUCGCUGCCAGCACUGCCCGACCUCCCCAGGGCAAUGGAGCAUCUCGGCCAGGGAUUGCAGCACUCCUCGCCCCUGGGAGCCCUGCCUUGGCCAGACCCUUCCCCCACUCCGGUUUCCCCAGCAUCACCCGGGCUGUUAUUUAUUUGUACAGAAAAGGGUUUAUUUUUCAAUAAAGAAGGGCUCUA
Messenger RNA from Dromaius novaehollandiae (emu), 3295 nucleotides. It is a transcript of the gene PRSS56, whose product is annotated as serine protease 56. Gene Ontology annotation, molecular function: serine-type endopeptidase activity. The record is from RefSeq and is a predicted model, not a curated record. The transcript is spliced from 16 exons. Gene Ontology annotation, biological process: proteolysis. Lineage: Eukaryota; Metazoa; Chordata; Aves; Casuariiformes; Dromaiidae. The coding region runs from base 405 to 2969 and encodes 854 amino acids.